CUCUUUCAUCUGAAUUCAAACACCCACUUUCCAUCUUUCUCGCAUCAAAUCCCGAUUCUUACCAUUUUCUAAUCUCUUCUCUCCACCAAUCUCAUCAAAAUGAAUGAUUUGUUGACUAAAUCCUUCACUAGCUACGUAGAUCUGAAGAAAUCAUCCAUGAAAGACAUAGAUCUGGAAGCAGGUCCAGAGCACGAUCUCCAAAUGCACACCAUACAACAACCAGAUCACAACCUCACCUCUUUCCUCCAUGAAGCCGAGCUCGUGAAACAAGAGAUGAACUCAAUCAAAGAAACUCUAGCUCACCUGCAAGCAGCGAAUCAGGAAUCCAAAACGCUUCACAAACCAGAUGCAUUGAAGUCAAUCCGGCGUCAGAUCAACGGAGACAUCGUCACUGUGCUGAAAAAAGCAAAAUCGAUCAAAUCUCGCUUGGAGGAGAUGGAUCGGGCAAACGCUGAGAGCAGGAGGUUGUCAGGUUGUAAACAGGGAACUCCGGUGGAUAGAACGAGAACAGCGGUGGCGAAUGGGCUGAGGAAGAAGCUAAAGGAGCUAAUGAUGGAUUUUCAGGAACUGAGACAAAGGCUAAUGAGCGAUUAUAAGGAGACAGUUGGCCGGAGAUACUUUACUGUCACCGGAGAACAACCGAAUGAAGAAGAGAUUGAGAAGAUCAUCUCCAGUGGAUCCGAUGGACAAGGCGGCGAAGAGUUUUUAUCCAGAGCUAUUCAGGAGCAUGGUCGGGGAAAGGUGUUGGAGACGGUGGUGGAGAUCCAAGACCGCCAUGACGCCGCCAAGGAGAUAGAAACAAGCCUACUGGAGCUCCACCAAGUGUUCUUAGACAUGGCAGUGAUGGUGGAAGCUCAAGGUGAGAAGAUGGAUGAUAUCGAGCAUCAUGUCAUGAAUGCAGCUCAUUAUGUGAAUGAUGGAACCAAAAACUUGAAAACAGCUAAAGUUUAUCAAAAGAGCAGCAGAAAGUUCGAUGAGUCAAUGGAGACGGAAGAGAUAACCACCGCCGGGAGCAGCGACGAUGGGCCGUCGUCGACGAUUGCGCCGGAGGGAGUAUGUGUCAACGAUUCUUCAAAACAGAUGGGAAGAAUGGAGGGAGGCGCAUAUGCAAAGUGA
Lactuca saligna is the source of this 1116-nucleotide messenger RNA. NCBI's taxonomy places the organism in Eukaryota, Viridiplantae, Streptophyta, Magnoliopsida, Asterales, Asteraceae. The record is from the annotation of a GenBank genome assembly.